Molecule: messenger RNA, 564 nt
Organism: Puccinia graminis f. sp. tritici CRL 75-36-700-3
Lineage: Eukaryota; Fungi; Basidiomycota; Pucciniomycetes; Pucciniales; Pucciniaceae
Exons: 3
Coding region: 1-564 (187 amino acids)
Source: RefSeq, a predicted model, not a curated record
AUGUUCGGUCAGUUGUCAGCCGAGGUAACCUCGGCCACUACCAACCGAUUAAUGGAAGCUCGGUUGACGGUUCAACCGAGCUUUCAUAAGAUCGGUUAUUCUCAACCGAUCAAACUGGGAUCGGUUGUAGACCCACCGAGGAAAAUGUACAUCGGUCGGCGCAAACCAUCUCCGGACCAAUCAGCUCUCGAAGUCGCCCUCAACAACCUCGAUAAGUGUCUCGAUAAGUGUCGAGAACCCCCUCAGGGAGCACUCGAAGCCUACGAGACCUUCGCUCAACCACUCGUACAAGACUAUGGCCAACUGCUCGAGGCCUUCGGGCCCUCCUUUGCUCUCGCUAAGAAACUUUCGAGCCAUUCACCACUGCAGCCGUCGAGCCAUUCACCACUGCCGCCGCUCACCGAGACUGAGAACGCAUCGAUCGAGGACGCGCCAGAAUUCAAGCCUUCGGAAUCUGCUCGGCCGGCUUUCCUGGCCAGUCUCUCCCAUGCCAGCCCCUCAUCAUCCUCCUCAGCCCCGCGUAAAAUGCCAGGCACUUUCCAACCUGCAAAUCCCCCUUACUGA